Lottia gigantea (owl limpet) is the source of this 1199-nucleotide messenger RNA. RefSeq lists its product as hypothetical. The record is from RefSeq and is a predicted model, not a curated record. NCBI's taxonomy places the organism in Eukaryota, Metazoa, Mollusca, Gastropoda, Lottiidae. Bases 264 to 950 code for a protein of 228 amino acids. The transcript is spliced from 7 exons.
UAUUUAGUAGCAUAUCAAAUUUGAAUUGUAUGACAUUUCCUGUUGAUUUUGCUGAACUUAUUCCUUGACAGAUCCAUUUCUAUGUUGUGUUAAUACUGCAACGGUUACAGGUGUUAUAUUUUCUCAAUAGUUCCUGUUCCAUAUUAUAUAUUGUGGGUUUUGAACUGUAUAACAGAAACGGUUUAACGAGUUUUCUAGUGACUGGAUAAAGUGGAAAUAAAAACAAUGUAAUCAGGAUCAGAUUGUUUUUAUUCAUAAGAAAAAUGAUACGCCAUAUUCUGAUCCACAUUGGUAUAUUGGCAGGUUUUGUUUGGUGUUCUGAUCUACCUUACUCUGAUUAUCUAAACUGUCAGCAGACGAUAUCGGACGAUUCCUGCUAUUCUGGUAAUGCUGUUUUCAAAUCUUGGCACAGGGCCGAUAUAAAUAUUUAUAGUAACACAGAAAAUUUAUGCCGAUUUAAAACUGAGUAUAUUCACUUGAUAUAUUGUAAGAACAACCACUUGCGACGGUGCUUACCAAAUGCCAGAACUAAAGACAUGUUUAAGACAGCAGACGCUGAAGAAAAGGGGUUCGAACAUAUAUGUUCGAAACCCGAAGCCAUGAAUAUCACCUGUUUGAAACGAUCAGGUCAAGAAAUCGGUGACUGCCAAUCAGAAGCGAAACUCGGUCGAUUGAGCAUAAAUGCUACAUUUGUAGAAUGGAAAGAAUAUCGCUGCAGGUCCAUCACAGCGACUUAUGAAUGUACGCAAGACUCGAGAUUACUGAAGGACUGUCCUGAAUCUAGAUCAAUCUAUCUAGAGUACAGCAGGAUCACCUAUCCCAAGGCAUGCGGUGACUUAUCAGUAUCAAAUGGAAACUGUAGUCUCUAUCGCGUUCACAAGCCAAUUGUGGACAGACGGACGGACAUGGGUGACGACAAUAUACGUCAACAUUAUAACGUGGACGUAUAAAAACAAUAUCACACCACAAUGUGGCACUAAAACAACAAAACAAGAACACUGAACAAAUACAUAAAACUGGAACAAAGCCUGACGAAAAAAUUUAAAUUAUUGGCCUGUUUUAAAAAUGCAACAAUCUUCUCAUAAAGAGAACAGGACAUCAAGAAAUCGAAAACCUACAUGGACUUCAAUGAUCCUCUCUACCUCUUAAAUAUCUGUGUACAAAUCUUUGAUAGGUCAUUAAAGCUGUUUGAAAAAUUC